UUUACCACUAAUCAAACCUAUCACUUUGACGAUCCCAGAAAGAGUGCACCUCCUGCAACGUCUCAUUCACAGACUUAUCGAGCUAUCUAUGAUUACGAGGCCCGUGAAGACGAUGAAGUCACUUUUAUCGAGGGAGAUAUUAUCCUGAAUGGGGAUCCAAUCACCGAAGGUUGGAUGUUUGGCACUGUGCAGCGCACCGGACAGUUUGGCAUGCUCCCAUCUAAUUAUGUGGAACUUUUGAAAUGA
Messenger RNA from Echinostoma caproni, 246 nucleotides. The record is from the annotation of a GenBank genome assembly. NCBI's taxonomy places the organism in Eukaryota, Metazoa, Platyhelminthes, Trematoda, Plagiorchiida, Echinostomatidae.